Molecule: messenger RNA, 1317 nt
Organism: Batrachochytrium dendrobatidis JAM81
Lineage: Eukaryota; Fungi; Chytridiomycota; Chytridiomycetes; Rhizophydiales
Exons: 7
Coding region: 1-1317 (438 amino acids)
Biological process (GO): dolichol-linked oligosaccharide biosynthetic process; protein N-linked glycosylation
Cellular component (GO): endoplasmic reticulum
Molecular function (GO): dolichyl pyrophosphate Glc2Man9GlcNAc2 alpha-1,2-glucosyltransferase activity
Source: RefSeq, a predicted model, not a curated record
AUGGCCACAGUGCAGCAGAGUGCAGCAGCAGCUGUUGCUGCGUUCUCGUCUCUGCUCGGUGUCAUGACUGCACUCAUCAACCAACGUGUUCCGGAUUCUUACAUGGAUGAGAUCUUCCAUGUUCCACAGGCUCAGCAGUACUGUACAGGAGUCUUUGAUCAAUGGGACAGCAAACUCACUACUCCUCCUGGACUCUAUCUUGUUUCUUUGGGAUUUCACAAACUAUGGAUUGCAUUCCUGCAAACUCCCAUUUCUGGCUGUUCUGUUCUUCAACUUAGAUCCGUGAAUGCUGCAUUCGGAAUAGCUACUCUUCCUGUUAUAUUCAACUUGAUUCCUCUCAUUCAUCCUGCUCGAAACCAGUCCUUCACGUUUAACGCCAUAGAGGCUUUUGUUAUAAGCUUAUUUCCAAUCUCGUUCUUUUUUCAUCUGCUGUAUUACACCGACUCUGGUUCUACCUUUUUCGUGCUGUUUUCGUACUAUCUGUCACUUCGUGACAAACUCUUUUUUUGUGCCUUGACUGGCUUCAUAUCUAUUUGGUUUAGACAAACUAAUGUGAUCUGGGUCGCAUUUAUUGCUGCCACAAUUUGUAUCCGUCAUCUCCAAUCAAUUGAUUCAACUACAGCAUUGGAUUGUCCUGGAUAUAAGCUGAAAAGUUGCGGAGACAAAACCAAUCACACUGCAGGACUUCAUAUUCCCCAACUGUAUUACUUUUGUGGAUUUUCAGCAUUUUUUGGAUUCUUUGCUGUAAAUAUCCCACAGGCUAUCUUGAAUUUUCCUGUUUGGAUCGUUGCUCCUGCAAUCAUGUUUGAGACAGUUCGGAGAUUCACUAUUGAGCAUCCUUUUCUGCUUGCAGAUAACCGCCAUUUUACUUUUUAUAUCUGGAAGAAUAUAUUUCGACAAUAUGCCGAAGCUCGCUAUGUGCUUAUUCCAGUUUACAUGUUCUGUGCUUGGGCAAUCGUUCGACAGCUGGCUAAAACGCAAUCAGUACUAUGGAUAGUCGCGUAUAUUGGAUCAGUAAUGCUAACGCUAAUUCCAUCGCCUUUACUCGAGUUUCGAUAUUUUACCAUUCCAUUUAUUCUUUUACGACUACAUAUUGCAACAUAUUAUAGGUCUGAAUCUACAUCUGGAAAACGCACAACAAAAACAGGAUUUCCUGGCUGGGGAUGGGCAUUGGCACUUGCGCUAGAAUGCAUUCUAUUUGUCGGCAUCAAUGUAUCUGUGCUGUAUUUAUUUUUGGAAAAACCGUUUGAAUGGCCUACCCCAACGGAUGGAUCUAAUUCAAUAGGGCACUUUACAAAAAUGCGAUUCAUGUGGUGA